AUGGAUAUUGUUAUAAAAGUAAAUAAUCAGUCUAAUGGAAGAGAUAAACUUGCAAGAUUAUUCCAGUACACUAGUCGGUUGUUGUGGCAUCAACUUGAAUCUAGAAAUGCGAAUAAAUACUCAAUCGAUAGAAUCAAGAGUUUGGAAAAUACUUUGAGUUCUUUUAGAAAAGUUUUGAGAUUGGGAAGAUGCAUUGAUAUAUGUUACCUGGCAUUAAAUACUAUGAAUAUAGAAGAUACAUUUUUACGACUAUCAUUGACAGUGAGCAAAAUAGCGCAUGCAUUGUAUUUGUAUGCUGAUCAUAUAGUGUGGCUUACAAAAAGUGGCUUUCUUAAAACUGACUCUGAUAACUGGAAUAGAACAGCAAAUAAAUUUUGGCUCUUAUCCAUUAUUGCAAAUUUAGCAAGAGAUUUAUAUGAAAUUCUACACAUCUUGGAAUUAAAUAGAAAUAUGUUUUUACAACCUUCAGGCUUAUUAAACAAUUCUAUAAAACAAUUCAAUUUACAAACCAGUAUGAAACAUUGUUACACAAUCAUGAAUUGUCAUAAGGAUAUAUUUAUUGAUACAUUGAAGAAUUCGUGUGACCUUUUCAUUCCAUUGACAGCGUUGGGUUUUACAAGAUUAAGUCCAAGUGCUAUAGGGGCUUUAGGUGCAGUUUCUUCUGUAGCUGCAUUAGUGACAAUGGUUCAACCAAUCACAAAAUUAGUGCCUGCU
This is a messenger RNA of Brenthis ino (lesser marbled fritillary), 714 nucleotides long. The record is from the annotation of a GenBank genome assembly. Lineage: Eukaryota; Metazoa; Arthropoda; Insecta; Lepidoptera; Nymphalidae.